Ogataea philodendri is the source of this 1989-nucleotide messenger RNA. RefSeq lists its product as uncharacterized. The record is from RefSeq and is a predicted model, not a curated record. The transcript has a single exon. Gene Ontology annotation, cellular component: cytoplasm. Lineage: Eukaryota; Fungi; Ascomycota; Pichiomycetes; Pichiales; Pichiaceae. The coding region runs from base 1 to 1989 and encodes 662 amino acids. Gene Ontology annotation, molecular function: metal ion binding; glycerophospholipase activity.
AUGAACGUCUGGCGUACAGUGAGAUUGUACUCGACGGGGGUGCCGAAGAUCCGCUGGUUCUAUUCCACGGACAUUCCGGUUUCGAAACCGAUCGGGUUCAACUAUAAACAGACCGAGCGACCGCAAAAGUUCAUCCCGUUUGCUAGCAAGGAUUCUGACAGUCUUGAGACUGUUUAUCAGAGCUGGAAGAAACAAGGACAAGAGCCCAAACCGGUGCCCGUGAACGAAGACCAGCUGUUUGAUUGUGACAUUGCCAAGAUGGUGAUGCGUCCGGUAUACUGGGACGGGCCUGUUUAUGAGAUCAGAAGAGGCCUGUGGUACAAAGAUAACACGCCGUUGUCGUCUGCGAUCUCGGAUCAGCUGGAGAAACAUUAUAGCGAGUUCAAAAAGAAGUCAGAAACGAAACAACAGGGUCCAAUUGAGAUUUUGUCGGAAGUGUCGUUGUGCGAGAAAGACGGGAAGAAAUGGCCGUUCAAGGAAGCAACCGAUUUCGAAAAGAAGGACAAGCUGGCAGUGUUUAAGGACGAACGAGAGGCUGUUCUGAUAGACAAGGAGUCGAAGUUUGGCCAGUUGCAGAUCAACAAUAUCGAAAAACUGCCGGGACAGCAGGUUUUGGGGUCUAGCACCGUGACUCGCGGAUACGAGCGAGUUCGCAACAAGGAGCCGGAAACCGCGUCUGACGAGAAGAUGGAGGAAGAAACCGACUUCUUCACGUCGUUGAUGAAGAGCUGGACAGCCGAGUCGAGCAACGAACGGUUCCAGAAAGAUAUGGAGGCAGAUUAUACAAACCCAAAACACCACGCCAAUUCCGGUGAAAGAGAGGUGGACCACCUGAUUCUGUGUAUCCACGGAAUAGGCCAGUCGUUGAGUGCCAAGUUCUCGACCGUCAACUUUGCACAUGACUGCAAUAACAUGAGAAGACAGUUUAAGCAGAUUUUUGUGAAAUACCCGAAAUACGCAGAGAUGGCGUACUCAGAACAGGAAUUGCAUGACCAGGAUAAUCAGAAGAAGCUGACCAACUGCAAGGUGCAGGUUUUGCCGAUCAUUUGGCGGUUUGACGUGGAUUUCUCGCUUAACAAGGUUUUCGAAGAGUACGACAAAGAUGGGUACCCCAGACUGCCCACUUUGGAGCAGGUGAACAUUGACUCCAUCACGCCGCUACGACACCUAGCAGCGGACGUGGUGAUGGACAUUUUGCUGUUUUACGAGCCGAAAUUCAAAGAGCAGAUCCUGUCAAGCGUGGUGAAGUCCGCAAAUUCCAUUUACGACAAGUAUCUAGAACGACACCCGAAUUUCAACGGCAAGGUGUCGCUUUUGGGCCACUCUUUGGGAUCUGCAAUUUGUCUGGACAUUCUAUGCGCGCAACCGGAUGAAAGUUCGGCAAUAGACCCGAAGAAACACCUCAAGUUCCGUGUAGAGAACUUUUUCGGACUAGGCUCUCCAAACGGGGUUUUCAAGCUGAUCGAACGCCACAACAUCUGGCCACGCGGGUCGACGGAAACCAACGAUCCAGAAACCACCAGCUCACCAAAAGUCGACAACUACUACAACAUCUUCUAUCCUACAGAUCCGGUGGCAUACCGUGUUGAGCCACUUGUGCAUCCGUUGCUUGCAGAUAUCAAGCCAGAGAUGAUUUCUUUUUCUGACGAGAACAUCAAUUCGCAGCUAAAAUCUCUUGCAGAGCUGCCUAACAACCUGAUAAACAAUCGGUAUUUCAAGCGAGCCAUCAAUUUUGCAGGAUUAGGCGACUACAAGCCGCAGGACAGCAAGUGCUACAAGCGGGGUGCUGACAAUUUAGACAAGGUGCCAGAGCAUGUGAAGAAACUAUUACAAUCGCUCAAUAGAACUGGUCGGGUGGACUAUUCGCUACCACAGGGCUACUUUGACAUUGAUCUGAUCAAUGCCAUAGGCUCCCAUAUCCAAUAUUUCGAUGAUCCAGACGUUAUUGCAUUCUUGCUGAAACAGCUGCUGCAAAAGCCGAAAAACUAA